AUGAACAGUCCUAGAAUUCGUCUCGAUCUCCUCACCUCCGAUAUUCUCUCGCGGAUCGUGGGAUUUCUCCAGCCUGGAGAUAUUGAAGAAUUAUCCUGCGUCAAUAAGCGGCUCCGGGACGCGUCAAUACCCUUGCUUUUUCGCGCCGUCAGAUUCGAAUUUUCCAAGUCCAGCUUGAAUGGAUUAAAGCGUCUUUCAAAUUCUGAUAUACGGCAUCAUGUGGUUUCAUUGACAUAUGUCGCUCCGGAAAUUCUGAAACCUGAGAUUAUGGAUUCGCAGAGUUUCACGUCUGAACUUUUAACUCCUGAUGACUAUACCGACUGGAUGUUUGAAGGUCGCGGUUUCCUGCCUGAUGAUUGCCCAUCCUACAUGCUCGUAUACGACGUUUUACGCGAUAUCUGCGAAGAGCAACAAGAGAUUAUAAGAGACGAUCUCGACAAGACUGCUUUAUUCUCCAUCUUCGCACGACUGCCUCGAUUAAGAACCAUGAGCCUAUCUUUUUGUCCAACGAUAGAAGAGGAAGAAUGGAUAGGAUCUGUUCUGGCUCGAGGAUUGACAAAGGAGGAGUCUUGUGAAUACCAUUCCAGAGCUAUUCGAAAUGCUAUUGAGAUCGCGAGGGACUCUACAUCCACUGAAAGCACGGUUCGGGUCCUCCUCACCGAGCAGCCCGCUUAA
Messenger RNA from Penicillium daleae, 675 nucleotides. RefSeq lists its product as uncharacterized. Gene Ontology annotation, molecular function: protein binding. NCBI's taxonomy places the organism in Eukaryota, Fungi, Ascomycota, Eurotiomycetes, Eurotiales, Aspergillaceae. The record is from RefSeq and is a predicted model, not a curated record. Bases 1 to 675 code for a protein of 224 amino acids. The transcript is spliced from 2 exons.